Messenger RNA from Phialemonium atrogriseum, 2541 nucleotides. RefSeq lists its product as uncharacterized. Gene Ontology annotation, molecular function: polygalacturonase activity. The transcript is spliced from 2 exons. Bases 1 to 2541 code for a protein of 846 amino acids. NCBI's taxonomy places the organism in Eukaryota, Fungi, Ascomycota, Sordariomycetes, Cephalothecales, Cephalothecaceae. The record is from RefSeq and is a predicted model, not a curated record.
AUGCGUGUUCACUCUUUUCAGUCAAUCGUUCCCAUUCUGGGCUUGGUUGCGGUGGCAUCGGCCGAUUACCCGGUCAGCUCCCAUGAUGCCGUGGUUACUGUGAUCGUCCAGAGCACCAUCACCACAUGUCCUACCAUCCCACCGCCGCCAUGCAGCGGCGACGUCAGCGAGACUGGGUAUGGCACCAGCCCCCCUCUCACCUCGUCUGACGAGUCGAGCGCCAGCUACACCUACAGCGGCACUGAGAGCAGUGUCCCGACGGACACUGCUGUUUCUUCCUAUCCUUCUGUUUCUCUCGCGCCGGCCUGCGCCGAUUACUGGCUGUCGAACAUCAAGCACCAGGGCAAGGCCCCCCUCGCCAAGUCGGGCUACAGCGUGUUCCGGAACGUGAAGGACUUUGGCGCCAAGGGAGACGGCGUGUCCGACGACACGGCGGCCAUCAACCGCGCCAUCAGCGACGGCGGGAGGUGCGGCCCCGGCACCUGCGGCUCGUCGACCACGACGCCGGCCAUUGUCUACUUCCCGCCCGGCACCUACCUCGUGUCGGCGCCCAUCAUCGACUACUACUACACCCAGAUCAUCGGCGACCCGAUCUGCCUGCCCGUCAUCAAGGCCAGCUCGAGCUUUCAGGAGCGGUUCCUCAUCGACGGCGACCAGUACCAGAGCACGGGCAAGCUCGGCUGGGGCGCGACCAACGUCUUCUGGCGCCAGAUCCGCAACCUCAUCGUCGACCUGACCGCGGUGAAGCCGUCCGUCCUGGUGGCCGGCAUCCACUGGCCGACUGGGCAGGCGACGUCGCUCGAGAACAUCGUCUUCAAGAUGUCGACGGCGUCGGGCAACCAGCACCAGGGCCUCUUCAUCGAGGAGGGCUCGGGCGGCUACGUCGGCGACCUCGUCUUCCACGGCGGCGCCCAGGGCCUCUCGGUCGGCAACCAGCAGUUCACCAUGCGCAACCUGACCUUCCACAACUCGGACGUUGCCAUCCAGAAGCUCUGGGACUGGGGCUGGACCUACAAGGGCCUCAGCAUCAACAACUGCCGCGUGGGCCUGGACAUCACCGGCGUCAACAACGGCGCUCUCAGCGUCGGCUCCGUCGUGCUCGUCGACAGCGACAUCAACAACACCCCGGUCGGCAUCGCCUUCGGUAGCAGCGACGCCUCCGGGCCAGCCGCCGCCAACAGCAUCAUCGUCGAGAACGUCCGCCUCAGCAACGUGCCCGUCGCCAUCCAGGGGCCCGGAAAGUCAACGGUGCUGCCGGGAUCGAGCGGGGCGUCCACCAUCGCCGGCUGGGGCAGGGGCCACAAGUACACGCCGACGGGGCCGACCGCGUUCCAGGGGGCCAUCACUCCCAACGCUCGGCCAGAGGGCCUCGUGUCCGGCUCUGACUACUAUGAGCGGUCCAAGCCCAAGUACGACAAGUCGUUCGCCUCGGACUUUGUCAGCGUCCGUGACGGCGGUGCGGUCGGCAACGGUGUCGCCGAUGACACGGCCGCGAUCAACGAGGUGCUGGAGGCGGCGGCCGCCGCGGGCAAGAUCGUCUUCUUCGACGCCGGCACCUAUGUCGUCACGAGCACGAUCCGUGUUCCCGCCGGGUCCAGGAUCGUCGGCGAGGCGUACCCCGUCAUCCUCUCGUCGGGCGACUACUUCGCCAACCUCCGGCUGCCCAAGCCCGUCGUCCAGGUUGGCACCCCCGGGUCGGUGGGCCAGGUCGAGUGGUCCGACAUGAUCGUCAGCACGCGCGGCGCCCAGGCCGGUGCCAUCCUCAUCGAGUGGAACCUCGCCUCCGAGGGCACCCCCUCGGGCAUGUGGGACGUGCACACGCGCAUCGGCGGGUUCGCCGGCUCGGAGCUGCAGCUCGCCGAGUGCGCCAAGACGCCCGACACCAAGGUCACGGCCGACAACGUGGCUCAAAAGUGCAUCGCGGCGUUCAUGAGCAUGCACAUCACCAAGUCGGCCACGGGCCUGUACAUGGAGAACGUGUGGCUGUGGGUGGCGGACCACGACGUCGAGGACAAGGACCUGAGGCAGAUCACCAUCUAUGCCGGCCGCGGCCUCCUCAUCGAGAGCACGCUCGGCAACAUCUGGCUGUACGGCACGUCGGUCGAGCACCACGUGCUGUACGAGUACCAGAUCCACGGCUCGACCAACAUCGUGCUGGGCCAGAUCCAGACCGAGACGGCAUACUACCAGCCCAACCCGGACGCCACCAUCCCCUUCCCCACCAACAGCACCUACCACGAUCCCGUCCUGGCCACGGGCGAGAGCGGCUGGGGCGUCCGCAUCGUCGACAGCAGCGACAUCCUCGUCUACGGCGCGGGCCUGUACAGCUUCUUCGACAACAACGACGUGACGUGCUCCAACGAGGGCAACACCGACAAGUGCCAGAAGCGCAUCUUCAGCGUCGAGGGGAGCAGCGUGUCCGUGUACAACCUCAACACCGUCGGCACCACCAAGAUGAUCACCGUUGACGGCACCGACGUCGCGUCCUACUCGGACAAUGCCGAUGGCUUUGUCCAGACCAUUGCCCUGUUCAGAUCAUGA